Molecule: messenger RNA, 3456 nt
Organism: Blumeria graminis f. sp. triticale
Lineage: Eukaryota; Fungi; Ascomycota; Leotiomycetes; Helotiales; Erysiphaceae
Source: the annotation of a GenBank genome assembly
AUGGCUUCAAAUAUUCUUCGAGAAUGGACGGAGGCUAGUUUACCGCUAGUAGAUAGUACAAUAAAAGACGAUAUAUCUAGAAAUAAGACUGAAGAGAAAACUCCGACUACUUUGGCAGAAGAUAUACAGCAAGAUAAACUGCAAAUUGGGGCUCUUCUCCACGACAUUUCCUCUCAUAUAAACAAUGAUGAUUACACACAAGUUUCCAGAGCUCUAGUACUCCUGCAAGAAAGCCUCCCGGGACAUUCAAAGAUUACAAGACAGGAUUUACAUCUCUUGAUCAAUUACUUUGUCACAAGGCUUAAGAAUGAAGAACAUCAACACUUAAACGACGCUGGAAUCGAUGAGAUAAUUCUUCUCUUCCUGAAUUUUGCACAACAUGGAGACCUUGAACCAGGAGAUGCACCUCUAGUCCUAACUGGUUUAUUCAGUUUAGCUGACAACCGAACCCGUCUGAAGGAACUACCUGGUCCGAUUAGACAAAAUGUGUACACUGUCGUAGACAACUUCUGCCGGGAAUACCCACAGAAAAUCACAGAGGAACUUGGCUACGAUAAAAUCAUAGCAGGAUUAUUAAAUCUGGUCAUUUUUGAAAAAAAAGCCUCUUGCUUGCUUAUCAUAUUUCAAUUGAUCUCAUAUGUCAGUCGAAACUGGAAACUUUCCAGCGCUAACAUGGAAGACUUGUUCAAUUCCUUUGUCCGAUACUUCCCUAUUAAAGUUGGUGGCGCACAGGAUGAAGCAACACGUUUGAGCAUAGAGAUGAGAAGGUGUCUCUCUGACUGUAUGACAUCGAAUGAUUUUUAUGCGUCACUCGUAUUUCCUCAUCUAAUACAAAGACUUGAUGAUCGCUCCUCAAUAUCGGCGUCCAGUAUGCAUGAAGUAUUAGCCGCUAUCGAAGAAUGCUUAACAAAGUAUACAGUUCCAACAAUCACGGUCUGGGCUUCAAAGAUUUGGGAUGCAAUAAAAUUUGAGAUUUGGAAUGGAGAAAAUGAAGACAACAUCAAAAAAUCAUUGGAAAUUCUUCGUUCUAUAGCAGUAUCGCUAGAAAGCGGACAUUCCUCUUCGCCUGAAGAAGACAGCUAUCUAGUACAAUACGUCACAAAAAUUGCGACCGAAAGUCGAGAGCGUAUUGUUGAUUCUCCAAAAGAUUAUCUACCCUCAACAGGAAGAAUACUUUAUGUCAUCGCUUCUACUAGUAACCACACAUUUCAAUUGGUCUCGGCAGCAGUGAUACCAUGUCUUCUAGAACUCUGGCAACGUAUAACUCUUGCUUCCGAAAAGAAAAUGCUUUUAAAUAUAAUCAAUAAUAUCCUCAAGGCUCGAAUUGAACUCCUUGACAUGGGAAAUAAACCUAAUAGGACUGGAAUAAUGAAGUCGUUUACUAUGUUCCAGGAGGAGCUCGUUGAGAUAUUUUCUAAUGCUAUUUUUGAAAUAAAGCGUAUCGUACCAGCAGCCUCUGGGACGAAUAGCAAUUUUGGAAAUAACGUGCUCUGCUAUUUACCAGCAUUAGAUGGCCUUACUAUGCUUUUCAAAGCUCCUUCGUACUUAUCAAGCGUUGAACAAGGAAUGAUAGUACAAGAAUUAAUACAGAUUACGACUGUAAUCUUUCCGAGAAAAGGCACAGUACAUGAUGAAGCUCUGAAAGCUAUACAAAAAAUAUCUUCAUACCAACCAACAGUAUUUGCAAAUAUGAUAAUCCCAACCCUUAUGGAUAAAAUUCCAGAAUUUCUGCCAACAGACGCAAGGACUCAGACAAAAGGUGUACAGUUAGUAGCCUCUUUUUUGAAUGACAUAGCCGAUAUUUCAUGUCUUCCAUGCCUUCAAGAGCUUGAAACUGGUUUUCCUGAGGGUUCUUACAGUCAUUAUUGGCACAGAAACUUCGAUUUAUUUGCAAAGAAAUUACUGAAUAAGCUGGAUGCUGUACUUUCGACCAAAGGUCAGAACUACUUUGCAACGAUCAUAAUUGCUGCGAUAUUAAAAGGUUUGAGACUCUUUGAUUGCUCGUUAGGGCCCACUCAACUUGAAGCAGUGAGCCCAGAUCCACAUAUACUACCGUACGAGUUUAUAUGGAAUCACCUACUCGAAGAAUCUCUUCCCUUAGACUGUCUUUCUCUCUGUGGAGUCGAUUCCCAAGAUUGGUUGUGUCAAAAGGCUUCAACAAAGAGAACCCAAAAUCAUGAAAACUUUUUGCAUCUGGUAGGAUGUAUAUUUUUGUUAAUAUCACGAUCAAAGUUAAAUACCCCUGAAAAUAAUAUAGUGUAUAAAUUUAACAAGACGUCUACUAUUUUGGGCUUCGUUGAAGAAUUUCAAUCUCCAACCUUGUACUCUGAAUCUCAACCUCUUACUGGCCCGGAGUCCUCUCACCAGGUUAUGAUUAACAUGGCAUUAAUUUAUUCCUUCAUAGGAAUUCGUCCGGACCCUGAUGAUGAUAUGUAUCUAACAAAUACUAAGAGUAGACUUGGUAUUAGCAAUAAAGUUGGACAUAUGGCUGCCAGUGCAAUCUAUAGAAUCGCCAAAAUUGAAAGUGCGGCUAGCUCUUGUAUCCGCAUUGCAAUGUUAUACUACGCUCAAAUACUUAUUGCUAAAUUUCACUGCUCGAGGGAUAAAUUACCGGAUGGGAAAACAGUACUUGAUGUCAUCAAAUUACUCGUCAGCACAUCACAAAAUGAAUCUUUGACAUACACAAUGCGUGUGUAUCAAAUUAUUGUGUACUUGGCUGCGGCAUCUUUUGCCUGCUAUGAUCGACAAACAAUGGAACCAUUAUUCGAUAUCCUAUGUAAAGGGUUGAGUCCCAGUCACAACAAUCCACAAGUUUGCGCCUUGGUCGCUAAAUCUUUUCGCAUGAUACUAGCGGACUCAUUUAUCCUUAAUGAAAACAAUUAUAUCAAAAUUCGACCACUACGAAAAGGGCUCCUUCUAGAACUUAUCAAGCCUCUGAUAAUUCAGCACCAUAUAGACUCUCAGCUCAUGCCACAAAGUCCAUCACAUCAUAAUAGAAUUCAGGAACAUUAUCUUGUCGCCAUUAUUGGCAUACUAGGACACAUUGAACAUCAAUUGAUCCUUGAUAAUUUUGAAAUCAAUGACUUAAUUUCCCUUGUGCUAGAUGGAACCAAUGUUCCCAAUGAUGACUGGGCUAAGGCUGAAUACAUUAAACUAAUGCAUAUGCUAGUCCUUAACCGCCCAGAAAUUAUGCAGCUACAUAUUGAUAGUGUAAUAGAACGUAUGAUAGAGCGAACACAUAACACACUUGAGGCACCAAGUGAUGGAAAUGUCGAGUGUCGGAUUCUAGCAUUGAAAGUCUUACAUGCGCUAAUUGAAAAAUUUGGCCAAUCUCUCUUACUACAGAGGCGCACCCACUUAAUAGCUGAGUUGGCAGUAGCAAAAGAUGAUUGUCAUGCUGAUGUGCGAUACCUUGCAUCGCAGUGCUCCUUGGCUUGGAUAUAUGCAAAGUCGUAA